ACCAAUAACCAAACAGCAAAUACGUGCCCCAAGGCCAAGGGUAUCCAGAUCUGGUAACCUUUCGACAGGCUGUUUCGUUGCCGGGUUCCACAAGACUUGUUUGUUCGAAAGUGUUAGUUUGUCCGUACGAGCACGCAGGAACGACUUUUACGUGAGUGCAGGAAGAGCCCAUUUGUGCAAAGUCGAAACACUGCUGAUCACCAUCAGAUGUGUGCACUGCAGAGCCAAGGCAAAGGCAAAGCCACUUUUCAGUUUUAUCCCAGCCAAGUUAGUUUAGUAACUACACCUUCAUUGGUCUCAGAUCAUCAGGUGAGCCGGAAUCAGUGUUUUCAAAUCUGUUCGGUGAAUAAAUUUUGAACCCAUAUUCGUCAGGCAGGAAGCCAAGGUCGAGGACGGAUUUGGCAUUUUGAAACGUCCUUGUCUUCUUUGGAAUAUCCCAGCACCCCUUUUGUAGUAGAAGCUCCGAAUACAGAGCUGGUAGAUCUACAUAAUCAGUAUACAUUGUGUGGCCCAGCGACACAUGUGGCUUGGCAGAGCACCGUCACCACGAAGCCAAGCCUAGUUAGUUCUGCAACGUUCCACAACAACUCUACCUGCCAGCAGACUACAUUAUCACUGACAUUGUAUUUAUAACGGCAUCUGAGUAUUCGCAUAAAGCCGGCCAGUGACUUCUGCGUGACGGGUGGAUUUCAAGUGUCCAUAUAGGGAGAAGCAGACACACAUCGGCGUUUGUGCGCCUUCCCGCUUCCGUUACGCUGUCCGGAACUAGCAUGGCAACCAGCGCAGAGUGACGAAUCGGCAGCACCGACCCUCGGCUGAUUGGUCCGUGUAUAGUCUGUCCCCAGCAGCACUGCAGUGUUAGCAUCCACAAAGGUAGUACGAUUGGCAAUAGCUGCUGCCCUGGACUUCAAGCAACACAGUAAGAUCACCGCCGCUGUAGUAUACCACGGCGUUGCUCACGUGAAGAGACACUGCUCGACCGACGUUCCACUGCUAAGCACCUCGAGUGUUAUACACCGCUGAGGGACGGUGACAUCUCGUUGCCAUGUUCCGUGGCGUAACAUGGCCCCCCAUGUGUCUCAGCCUCUGCGUUGCUCUCGCCGCUGUCUAUAGUGUUCUGGCGGAGGUAGCAGCCGGCGCCACCGCACCCGUAACCCUGGCAACAGCUAUACCCACCACCACCCCACAGGGCUUCGCAGAGUGCCAGGUCGGCGCGCCGCCCGUUGCCCACAGUCGGCUGGUGGCAAACGCAACACACGCACGCCUGCGGUGUCGCGACGGCUUCUCGGCUCCCGACGACGGUGUGUCCCGACCAGACGGUGCUUGCAAUUUGACCAGCCACGUCUGGACGACUGUACGGCUUGUGUGCUCGGACAUUGAUGAAUGCCUACUGGCCCAGCAUGAUUGCAGUGACAGCAGCAUCAGCACCACGCCAAACGGCACUUCAGGAGGUAUCCCGGACACGCUUCUAGCCACUGCAAUCUGCCAGAAUGUACCUGGUUCGUAUGUGUGUCGUUACGGCUCCAUCGCCUCAGCGGUACCCGGUGGCAGUGUCGGUUCAACGCUUGGUCCGCUCAGUGGGAGUAUGUCGCCGUCUGCUUCAAUUGCUGGUUCAGCGUCACCACCACCACCCUCACCACCGGCCGCAGCAUCAUCCGCAGCCCUGUCUCUCUCCUCCGCCACACUGGCUGUUGCCAUUAUCUUCAUUCUGGUGGCGCUCUUCCUGUCCUUCGUAGCCGGCUGGAAGUCAGCGCUGUACUACCAGCGCAAGAUGGGCAGCACCGUGCGCGGAAUCGACGGCGGCCAGCUCCAGUUCAUGCACCAACGCCAGGGCAGUACACUCGGCCCGCACAACGCCGAACCGCGGGCCCAAAUGAGAAUUUCAACGGACACAGUCGCGUCGUCGCUGCGCACAUUCCGCCGCUCGUUCCGCAGCAAUCCGCGCAACAAUUCGGCGGCCGGCUCGUCCUCUUCCGUGUCCGCAAUUGCCAUUCUGCCAGACAGUGGCUCGGACACCACCUCACGUUCGUUUGUCGGCACGUACGACAGCGCGAGCAUGGCGCCGGGAGAUCGCUCGACCAGCUGCAACAUCUCCACCACAUCCAUGUGCCUGCAGUCAGCUCCGCCGUCCAGCAUGCCCAUGUCGCCGCGGAGCUUGCAGCGCCAGAGCUCGGUGUCAAGCAUCGGCAGCUCGGUGUCGCUCUCCUCCAACUCGUCGCGCUCCCGUCCGGCCAAGCCACCGCCGCUCAAGUCGCCGCUGACCAACACCGUGCUUCCGGCCAGCCUGCAGACGGACAGGGCGCCGCAGCCGUUACCGCGACCGGGCCGUAGCUCCACGAUAUCGGUGGCGCCGGGGGAAGUUACCCUGGAUACGGGCCCUGUUGCCAGGCGGCUGCAGUCGCCGAACUCGGCCACGCCGCCGCUGCUGAGCAAGACGUACGCACAGAGCACGCAGAGCGACGAGGUCUGCGGGCCCUUGAUCGGCGACAGUGACACCGGGGCCUACGCGUACUCGGACGCGGAGCCCGAGCAGCUGGACGACGUGUACGAGAGCACGCCGGGCCUGGGCGACACGCCUGACGGGGCGCGCUCGCGGCUCAGCGUCACCACGUUCGUGCCCAACGAGGGUCACAGUCGGCGUGCCUCGUCCAGCACCACCUCCAGCAUGCACGCCCCGAGUCUAGGCCAUGGCGGCAGUUCCAGGUCAAGUAUUGCCGGCGGUGGUAACUUGCUCGGACGAGGAAUAAGCGAAAACUCCAGCCAAGAAGCGGAUGAGUUGUACGCGGACGCUUGCCACACCGUGGAGGAAUGCAUGUACGAUGCACCGGGCGAGCUUGCACCCGAUCUGAUGGGCACUGGCAUGCAACAGCCCAGUUCGCAGACGACGAACGAUGGCUGUCAGUACGACGCGCCCAGCUCGGUGUGCUCAGAGUACGACGCGCCCAGCUCCGUGUGUUCGGACUCGCCUGCUGUCGGCGGCGAAGGAGGCGUUAGCAGCAGCGGCAGCAAUGUGCCCACUGUGGCCUCGACCAUGCGUUUACGGCGUGGACUACCACCUGUGCCGCAACUAGCGUCUCAGGACGGCGACGCCAUUAGCCAUCGGGCGCCGCAGCCGUUGCCAUCCACGGCUACAACCAUUCCCACUGUCAAUGCUGCCGCUAGUCUGGAUAGUACCGGCAGCAUGGGUGACACGGUGACGGCACGUAGCCCAAUGCUACCGUCCGUGUCGCUGCUUCCCGGCACAGGCAGUGUUGGCAAGAAUGAGCGUGACAAGCGCAGCACCAAGAAGAAGCCACUCCCGACCAGCCCGACGGCAAGAAGCGAGAACGAACGCAGCAACGGUGGCGGCGUUGGCGGCAAGGCUGCAACUAGACGAGACGAGAUUAACACGUUCGCACCACCACCGGCACAGCCGUCGAGCAGUGUUGCUGCUGGUGGUGGUGGUGGUGGUGGUAAAGCAAACAAAGGCAAGGCGAAGUUUGGUCUGCCUCCAGCGCUGCCGUCAACCCUCGCUGUGGACACGCUAGAGAAGGAGAAGAAGAGAACUGUACCUCCGCCAAUGCCGUCGACCAUUGCCGUCGCCAAGCCGAAGAAAGACAAGAGCAGUGCCGUGUCCAAGUCGGGGCUGCCGCCACCACCGGCCACCGCUGCUGCUGUUGAUAAGCGGUCGCGGGAAAGGGCUGCUCUCCCGCCCCUGCCCUGUGUAGGCGAGGCAGCGAACCGGAGACCGGGGGUGUUCCCGCCCCGUAUGCCACCCUCGCCCUCGGGACCCAUACCGUCGGCAACCAGCAAUGGCUACGAGCAGAGAGACAUGGACGAGCAGCUGUCUUCUCUGCGGCGACGCGACGACAGCUUAGAAGGCUACGAGCAGAACGAGAUCAUCGCGUCACCGUUAUCAUCGCGGCACAACAGCAACCACAACUUUGAGAGCAGUGCAGCAAGGGGUCUUCCGCUUGCUUCCUUCCCCCGUGUGUCCACAGCGGAGCAGGACGACGAGUACGAACGGUUCAUCCAGGGCUCGGACCGUACGUCGUGCUCCGCCAGUGUCUGCUCCCGAACUCUAGCGGGUAGCGCCAACCACACUGCCAGUGGCGCGCUGCAAUCCGACUUGUGCUACGACACACUGAGUGCGCACGGUCGUACGUCGCCUGGCGAGCAGGUCCAGGCACAGCCGCACGACGGCGGUGGCCUCGAUGAGAUGUACACGACGACGCAAGAGUCGCGCUCCAACUCAUUGUACUCGGCGCUGGGCGGUGGACUGUCGCCACGGUCCUCGUCCGCCGCACGCGCCUCCCGCUGCUCCAACUCGGACGCUGCUGCAGGCGGCAAUUUCGAUUCCGUCUCGGCCAGCUUAAUGCUUGGCCGUGGCGGCAGUAAUGACGAGUCUCUGCGUUCAAGCACGCGGUUUUCUCGUCAACGUGGCUCUGCGGCUGCAGCGAGUCAGUGCGAUGACCAAUCGCCAUGCUUGGAUGCUACAAGCGCACGCGCGGGACCGGUGCUGGCGGAGGGUGAUGAGUACGCGAUUCCGGCGCGCGGCGUCGCCAAAUCACAACACAGUCAGGACACACAGGACAUGACCAGUGCUACCCACAGCACCUACAGCGCUCCCACGACGACGACGAACUCCACGACGCAUGACCGUAAUGCCGCCGCACAAUACUCACCGAUCAACAUCACACCGUCAGCUCGCCACAACUCCUCCGCGUCCUCCUAUUCGCAGGUUCAACUGUACGGCAAGUCCGCGUCUGGUGAUGCUGGGACCGCUGACGAGGAUUUCGACACGUACGUCUUCACGCAGUUCCAGUCCGCCAACGCGGCUCGGCACGACGACCCCGCCUUGUUUGACGGGCGGGCGCGUCACAGCUAUGCAGGGCCCGAGGAAGGACUGCACUGCGAUGACUCUGAAGAUGACGAUGCGGCUCUCGCGGAAGGGCAGCAGCUGGCGGAUGAGGUGUAUGUAAAUAGCCUGGUGAUGGCAGAUAAUGCUGCUGACAGGGACUGCGCUCUGCCCAACUCCACGUGUUAGUGUGUGUGUGUGUGUGUUUGUGUGUGUGUGUUUGUGUGUGUGUGUUUGUGUGGUGUAUGUGUGCGUGUGUGUGAGUGUGUCCGCAUGUGCGUGUGUAGGCGUGUAUGGAUGUAUGCGUGUGACAUAAGCGUGUGGGCGUCAACUCACGUGUUGCUAAGCACAUGCCAUGUACACGUGUUGCAAGUGCUGUUGAGAGAUGCUGCACCACUGCUACAGUUACCAGCUAGCUGGGUCGUUGUCCUCCUACAUUCCCUGUCCUACUACACACCGUUAGGCGCUGCAUCUGCCGCUAGGGUUUAUCGGGUGUUAGCGGCCGUCGUGAGUUCCCUUUGGGAACGGAUACGAUAAUUUACUUUCUUUUCUUUUUUACUACACAUAAGCCAAACUUAUUCCAGUGGCGACAAGCGGUCUUGCUCAGGACUCGGGUUGAGUGAUGGGAAUAGCUCCUUCUUCAACCUUUUCUAUUGUAGUCGGCAUUGGAAUUCUCCACCUGCCAGUUAGCCGGCAUUGGUUUCCAGUGCCCUUCUUCUUCUUCUUCUUCUUCUUCUUCUUCUUCUUCUUCUUCGCUUGCCCAAGAUUUUGUUGUAGUGCCUUCUUUAACUCCAAUAGUUUUGCAACGGGACCUCACAGCUUCUUCCUUUGGUCCGCAGAGCAUGUCCUUUGCCCUUCCUCUUGCCUCCUGUAUUUAUUUUUGUUUUACGUUUUUUCCCGAAGUUUUCCUUAACCCCACGCCGGUCUGACCCACCUUUAAAACUCGGCUGCUGAAGCGUGUCCUCUUUUCGCAGCAGCUGUGGGUGGCACGACUGCGUAUUGUUUCUGUUUGCUGUUUUCCUGUUCGUUUUGUUUUGAAAGCUCCGCCAGUAUCAUAACGGUAUUAUUUUGAUUGCACAGACUUUGGAGGUAUUGUCACGGCUACUUUGAUCACGCUAGAGUGUCAUAGUACUUUUGACAAGCUUGAUCAAUUUUGUACCGGUAGUCACCUUUCACCGGAGCUCCGGGCUGAUCUUUUUACAUUGAUGAGUUGAAGGUAGAGUUGGAGGCCGUUUUUGAAUUUCAAAUUCCGCCAGGUGUUGCAGAUGUACAAGUAGAGCAUGUAUUGGAAUGCCACGGUCCUGCUGGCAAAUUAUUUAUUUAUCUAUUUCAAUUUUAGAUCACCUACUUUGGACACAUAAUGAUGAUAGUUGGUCGAGGCAUCUCCUCCCAGCACUGCUCAUCACUAUUGCAUGCCAGUGCCUGGUGUGCAGUC
This is a messenger RNA of Sycon ciliatum, 6272 nucleotides long. RefSeq names its product mucin-19-like. The coding region runs from base 1046 to 5026 and encodes 1326 amino acids. The transcript has 5 exons. The record is from RefSeq and is a predicted model, not a curated record. NCBI's taxonomy places the organism in Eukaryota, Metazoa, Porifera, Calcarea, Leucosolenida, Sycettidae.